UAUUUUAAUGAUUUGGAAUUUUAGGGUUUUGCGUGAACAUUUUAAUUAAUGACUUAACAUAAUCGUAUAUGUUGCUACUUAAUGUUUGUUUAAUAAUUAUAUGUUGUUUUGUGUUGUGAGAAACAGAUGAUUUCUAAUUUCUGAGUUACAUGCCUUUUUAGUUUUGGCCAUAUUGAAAGUGGUGAUGUUUGCUGAAUUUUUGCUUAUUGAUAGGUUUUUUUUUUAAAGCUAAUGAUUUUAUUUAUCUAAAGAAGCAGGAUUCUGCUGCAUCAUAACUGGUCUUACAAUUUAGAAAAAAAUUAAAGUUAGCUGAAACAAGUGUGAAGAAGUACACAAUUUAAAGCACACAAUAGUCGUACUUGGAUCAUUACUCUGUUUUCCUUUUCGGAUUUUAGCUAGGUAUACUGCGUCGCAAAAUCCCUCAAGACCUUAGGAUCCUAGGCCGCUUGAACCUAAUCCCAGAGGGUGAGCAUAAUACUCCUUAAUGACCCUUUAGGAUUGUAGGCUCAUCAAAAGCACAUUUUUCUUGUACAAAGAAGACUUUAAUCUGGGGAAAAGAGAAGAGGUUGCAGUUACUGGGAUUUGAACCCUAGGCUUGUUGGAUGCUACUUUUCAAGGAUGGCUGUAUGAACCAGCUGAGUAAAUUUCAGGUUCACAUCAAAAGCACAUUGAAAAUUAAAUUAAGUACACUUGUAAUCACACCUAAUCUUGCUCAAAGGUAUUUGUGGAGGCAAUGAAGGUAGAGGAAAACUUGGAGAUAUUUUGGAAGGAAAUUGAAGUCAUGAAAGGAUGCUAUGUGCUUUCUCAAGUAUGUUUUCGGCUCUGAUUUGAAGAGGGAAGGAGUUCCUGGCUUAAGUUGGAAACAAGAACAGAGGAACAAUCUAGUAUUACUCAAACAAAAAGUAAAAGCUACACCCAUCAAGAACAACGCAUGGAUGUCUGUUCCUCAAUUUGGAGGGUGGGAUCAGAAAGGUCCAGGAGCUACGGACUAUUCGAUGGUCUUCUCGCGAGCUCGGGAAAACAGGAAGCAACAAAAGACUGAUGCUAGGCGUAGCCUUGGAAAUGAGCAGGAGUUCAUUGCUGCUUCACUACCUCAGCAGCGACAAGAGGACGAAGAUUCUAUCACGAAGAGAAAGAAGAUCUUGACCUACAUUAACUGCUGUAUCAGGCCUUGACCCCAGCCAUGCAUUCUGCACAUUUCCAGUCAUUUGGCGUUGUAAACAGAAUUAAACUUCUGGCAUAUUUAGAUUUACAGGCGCUCUGCCGCUGGGGAACAAAGCUGAAGUUUCCAAGCUUUAAGCAUGAUUUGCCAUGUAAAUAUCCUUCUUACUAUGUAUAAUUUUCUUCUCCAAAACUGAUUGUACUAGCAUGAUAAUUAUAUCGACUUCCGAAGUUACCUAUACCAAUGUUAGUCUAGCUCUUUUCU
Durio zibethinus is the source of this 1426-nucleotide messenger RNA. RefSeq lists its product as uncharacterized. The record is from RefSeq and is a predicted model, not a curated record. Lineage: Eukaryota; Viridiplantae; Streptophyta; Magnoliopsida; Malvales; Malvaceae.